UGCAGGAAGAACAGCUGAGCCAUGCAGGGUUGUUGAUUGAUUUAAACACUGUCACUCCGCACCAGACCCGUCACUCUUCCAGUUCUAAGGUUUCAUGUACACUGAAUUGCCCACAACCGCCGACAAGAAGCUUGGCCUGCAUUGCAGCGACCAUGUACAAGCCCCCCUGCCACUGGGUUCGGUGCCGCGGACAGCACAUACCGCAUAACGCUGUGCCAGGAGGCACGGACCUGCAAGGCGAGGACAUAUUCGUGGGGCGUGCUGAGCACAAUGGCGACGUGAUACCGGGAAAGGUGGUCCGUUCCCGCGGUGCCUGUUACGUCGCUUAUGGCGCGUGUGAACACUGCUACCAAGAGUACCAGAUGCUUGUCUCUGAUGGGGCUUCUCUGAAGUGGCUAGAGGCAUCCGAUGGCUCGCUGCCGAGCGGAGCCAUUCAGGGCGGCAUUACUUCCGAGGACGAACCGCUCUACAUCGGCCGCGCCCGUCACGAGGGCAUGCUGAUCAUCGGCAAGGUCCAACUGUCCCACAAGUGCUUAUACAUUCCUUUAGGCGGUCAAGAGUAUAAACACACUAACUACGAGGUGCUGGUCUGCAGCACAAUUAACUUUUGAGAAAAUACGAAGUGCCCUGCAAAAGCUGCAGCCUGUACUAACAGCAAAAUGCAGAUCGCAAAUGACCGCCCGCACCAUGAAACGCAGAGAACGAUGUGUGCUGUUAUGAAAGCAUGGUGUGUUUGUUUAUGCACUUUGAUGAUGUAGGCCAUUCGACAACAUUAUAUUUCUUCUUAAGAUGGUGGUCAACGGUAAACUAGCAUUGCACGUCUAAAAGGAAAGGAGUGCGCGGUUAAUAUCGGCACUCAUGUGACCAUUGAUGUGUCAUGGCGACAGUUCAUGCUGAAAUCUCUUUCUUUUCUUCUUUUUCAAAUUUGUUUUUUUCUGUCACUUUGUAUUGUCGAUGAUCACUUGUGUCAUUUCUUUAAGGACCUUGCACUAUAAUGGUAACCAUGGAUUUCUUAAUGUUACCAAUGAAACGAAUAAUACACCGAAUAUCAAUCCGGCUGCGAAACAAGUCAUAGGGGGAAAAAAAAAAGGUGGAAAUGCUAAGAAAGCAGUGCUGCGUUUACCCCAUGACUAAGGUACGGAAACAUUGUGAUCUGCGUUUUGAAUUGAAAGACCGCAUUGAAGAACCUAAACACAAAUAUUUAAAUGUAACCGUGAAAAGGCUCUUAUGCCAUUUCCCCCCAAAAUGACAACCACAGUAGCUUCGCCUCCAUGUUUGUGUGUUCACUAAGUAAAAGUGUGCAGUCCAAGCUUGAUAAGUGAAUUCCCAUUCGUCUAUAUAAUGACUGUGUGUGCCUGGGAAAAGCGAGGUGUCACUGUUCUUCAACGUUCACCCUAUGAAAAUCCUCAGUGCUCAUGGCACACAUUCUUUUGCAAUAUACGCGAAGUAAUUAUGCCUUAUAUUCGAACUGUCUUUGUCCGAAGUACAGACUCAGUGCAAAUUAACAUACAUCGCUAGCGGCCUUCCAGAGAUUUCAGGAAGGGGGCAAUAUUGUUGGAAAUUAUUUGUUGCAGUUUGUAUGCCUUUCUUUACCCAAAUUCAUGUGAAUUUCUGUGACCUGAUUUCGUGUCUUCUGUAUUUAAUGUAUCUAUGAAAGCUGCAUGACUUUACGUUCUAGUGUGACCUCUGUUGUAAUUUGUUUUUAUUGUAUUUUAGUGAACAUUAUGGUUUGGUUUGUUUUGUUACCUGUUUUCUGAGUUAUCUUUCCUACUUUUGUGUUAGAUGACUUACUGCUCCAUUGGGUUUCAUGUAAUUUUUGUUAUGAACUGUUUUUAGUACAUUUAUGCCAUCUCGCUAA
This is a messenger RNA of Dermacentor andersoni, 1858 nucleotides long. Lineage: Eukaryota; Metazoa; Arthropoda; Arachnida; Ixodida; Ixodidae. The record is from RefSeq and is a predicted model, not a curated record.